AUGCCAAUGUCGUCUCAAUCCGAAAAUGUCAGCGCCGAGGCCAGGACUACGACACCUGCGCAGGAAGAACUUGAACGAGCAUGGUCAGGCGUCACAAAGAAACCCAAUGACAGAGACUCUCCAAAUAUCUGUGAAAGGGACAGGGCACAGAUCACGAACCUUGCUAGGCGCCUGACGGAUGCCUCAAUCAAAUCAGGGGUUCAAGUAGCAGUGUCCAACCCCUUCAAGGGCUCUAACGACCCCGGACUUGACCCAUUUUCCAAGGAAUUUGAUCCCAAGAAAUGGGUGGAAACAGUCCUGUCUCUAAACUCUCAGAGUGCUGAGCGUUAUUUGCCUCGCAAGGCCGGGUUUUCUUUCCGUGAUCUUAGUGUUCACGGGUUUGGUAGCCCCAUCAGCUAUCAAAAGAACUUCCUCAACGUUUUUUUGCAAGUGACGGAUCUCGUUUCUGGUCUCAUCAAUCGUAAAGACCAAAAAAUGCAAAUUUUGCAGAACCACAAUGGACUCCUCCGAAGUGGUGAGAUGCUCCUUGUCUUGGGGCGACCAGGCAGUGGAGUGUCAACAUUUCUCAAGACCAUUGCCGGUCAAACUAAGGGACUUCACUUGGACGAGGGCUCGAAUUUCAACUACCAAGGCAUUCCUCGCGAAAGGAUCCGAGGAGAAUUUCGUGGAGAUGUUAUUUACCAGGCUGAGACUGACACGCACUUCCCACAUUUGACCGUUGGCCAAACACUUCUGUAUGCGGCCUUGGCAAAGACUCCUCGGAAUCGACUUCCCGGCGUGUCUCGUGAUGAGUAUGCCAGACACAUGCGGGAUGUUACCAUGGCUGUUUUUGGUCUCACACACACAAUGGACACGAAAGUUGGCAAUGAGUUCGUCCGCGGUGUCAGUGGUGGUGAGCGCAAGAGAGUCAGCAUCGCCGAGGUUUGCUUGGCACAAAGCCCAAUCCAGUGCUGGGAUAAUAGCACGCGAGGCUUGGACAGUGCUACAGCACUUAAAUUUGUCCAGACUCUGCGUUUGUCAGUGGAUCUCACAGGCAUAGCAACAGUCGUAGCCUUAUACCAAGCUUCCCAGCAGGCCUACGAGACUUUCGAUAAGGUUGCCGUGCUAUACCAGGGUCGACAAAUAUACUAUGGGCCUAUUGGGCUGGCCAAAGACUACUUUGUGAAUCUUGGAUACCACUGCCCAGACCGACAGACAACCCCUGACUUCCUGACUUCCCUCACAAACCCGGUUGAAAGAGUGGUGAGAUCUGGAUUUGAAGCCAAAGUGCCCCGGUCUCCGGAAGAAUUCGCCAAGGCGUGGAAAGACAGUGCACUUCACAAAGAGCUCAUGCAGGAUAUUACAGAAUUUGAAAGGCAAUACCCUAUGGGAUGCCCGGCUGUUGACAAUUUCAAAGAGUCUCGGCAAGCCGAAAAGGCUUCUUGGAUGACACCCAAUUCACCAUAUACCAUUUCAGUUCCAUUGCAAGUCCUUCUCUGCAUUCACAGGGGAAUCCGCCGAAUUCAAGGCGACAUGACUUUCUUCGUCAUCACAGUGGGUGGAAAUACAGCCGUAUCUUUGCUAUUGGGUAGUGUCUUCUACAUGCUACAGGAUACAAGUGCUAGUUUCAAUAACCGUUGCAUUGUUUUAUUUUUUGCGCUUCUGUUCAAUGCUCUGAACAGUUCUUUGGAGAUUUUGUCCCUGUAUGCCCAACGCCCAAUCGUCGAAAAGCAUGCGACUUAUGCCUUCUACCAUCCAUUGUCCGAAGCUAUAGGAUCUAUGAUCUGCGACCUUCCUUGCAAAAUUUUAUCAACAGUGGCAUUCAAUAUCCCACUAUAUUACAUGGCAAAUUUGCGGAAGGAACCAGGUCAUGUCGUUAUAUAUCUGUUAUUCGCCUUUUCCUCGACCCUGGUCAUGUCAAUGAUAUUUCGAACUAUCGGUCAAACAACUCGAACAAUCGCGGAAGCCUUGACUCCGGCGGCAUUGAUGGUAAUCGCCAUGGUUCUGUACACGGGCUUCAUUUUACCGAUCCGCAACAUGCAAGGCUGGCUUCGGUGGAUCAAUUACCUUAAUCCUCUCGCAUAUUCCUAUGAGGCGCUGAUUGCGAACGAAUUCCAUGGCCGUAACUUCGAAUGUGCCAGCUUCGUACCGGCUGGGCCCGUGUAUCAAAACACAACUAGUGCGGAGCGCACAUGUUCAGUGGUUGGUGCUUCGGCUGGGUCAUCUGUAGUCAGCGGAGACCGCUACAUUGCCAUGAGCUAUGGGUAUUAUUACUCACACGUGUGGAGGAAUCUCGGUAUCCUAAUUGCCUUCAUGAUAUUCUUCAUGAUUGUUUAUCUACUGUCAGCAGAGUAUAUCAGCUCUGACAUGGGUAAAGGGGAGGUUCUUAUCUUUCAGCGCAGUCAUCUUUCAGCCGUGAAAGAGAAGAGAAUGACGGAUGAGGAAACCGGAUCUCCAACGACCAGCGAGAAAUCCAGACUAGAUGAAGUCAACGAACCAGCAUCGAGUGGCAUCACAGCCCAAAAGAGCGUUUUUCACUGGCGAGAUAUUUGCUACGAUAUCACGAUCAAGGGUCGAACAAGAAGAAUAACCGAUCAUGUCAACGGCUGGGUCAAGCCAGGUAAACUCACGGCUCUGAUGGGUGCUUCGGGGGCAGGCAAAACCACAUUGCUAGAUGUUCUAGCUAAUCGAGUGACGAUAGGGGUUGUGACGGGUGGAGUCUUCAACAAUGGCCUUCAGCGUGAUGCCUCUUUCCAACGACGAAUUGGCUAUGUUCAGCAGCAGGACCUUCAUUUGGAAACUGCCACUAUCAGGGAGGCAUUGGAAUUUAGUGCUUUUCUGAGACAGCCUGCUCAUAUUAGUAGGGCUGAAAAGUUACAAAGUGUCGAGGAAAUUCUGGAUCUUCUUGAAAUGAGGAGUUAUGCUCAUGCUAUUAUUGGCAACCCCGGCGAAGGGUUGAAUGUUGAGCAGAGGAAACGACUGACAAUUGGCGUGGAGCUCGCAGCCAAGCCAGAUCUUUUGUUUUUCCUUGACGAACCAACAUCUGGACUAGACAGUCAAACAGCAUGGUCAAUCUUGCUUCUCUUGCGGAAGCUCACAGAUCAUGGUCAAGCCAUUCUCUGCACUAUCCACCAGCCCUCGGCUAUGCUCUUUCAACAAUUUGAUCGCCUUCUCCUUCUUGCAGCUGGCGGCCGCACAGUCUACUUUGGUGAUAUUGGGGCGAACUCGAAGACCAUGACCGAGUAUUUCGAGCGGCACGGAGCAGAUCAUUGUGAAGAAAGUGAUAAUCCAGCAGAAUGGAUGCUCCGUGUGAUUGGUGCCGCCCCGGGCAGUACGACCAAGAUUGACUGGCCGGCCACUUGGAUUGGUAGUCAGGAAUAUUCCAAUGUCAAAGAGGAGCUGGCCUCCUUAGAGCAGAAUCCAAGUUCGGAGAGUACUUCACGUGCCGAUUCUUCCCUCCAAUUUGCCAGCCCAUUCCAUGUUCAACUUUGGGUUUGUACAAAACGGAUAUUUGAGCAGUAUUGGAGAACCCCUUCGUACCUUUUUUCGAAAUUGAUCAUGUGUUUUGUCACUGCUUUAUUCAUUGGAUUUUCCUUUCUACAGACAAAAAUCACCGUGCUCGGACUACAGCACCAAAUGUUCGCUAUUUUCAUGCUUCUCGUCAUAUUUCCGUUCCUAGCAUACCAGCAGAUGCCGAACUAUAUCCUACAGCGCGACCUUUAUGAAGUCCGAGAGCGUCCAUCAAAGACCUACUCUUGGGUGACUUUCAUACUGGCCCAGAUCAUUGUGGAGAUACCGUGGAACUCCCUGGCUGCACUGAUCACGUUUAUCCCCUUCUAUUACCUGAUAGGCAUGAAUCACAAUGCCGCGGCCACUCAGCAAACUACAGAAAGAGGCGGAUUGAUGUUCCUGCUGAUCUGGGGCUUCCUGAUGCACUGCGGUACAUUUACGACAAUGGUAGUCGCAAGUGCCGCCACAGCGGAGAUCGGGGCAAUUCUGGCACUGCUCCUGUUUGUGUUUUCUCUGAUAUUUUGCGGAGUUAUGGCAACCCCAGCGAGUCUACCUGGUUUCUGGAUCUUCAUGUACCGCACGUCUCCCCUUACCUACAUCAUCAGCGCGAUGAUGUCCACUGGACUCGCCAAUAUCAAUGUGCAAUGCUCGGACAUAGAAACCAUUUUGGUUCAGCCACCCAGAGGGGAGACCUGUGGGAGCUAUCUCGCGGCAUACUCGCAGAUGGUUGGAGGUGCGGUAUAUAAUCCUGAUGCCACUUCCAACUGUCAAUUUUGCGCGAUCACCAGGUCGAAUGUGUUUUUGCAAUCGGUUGCGUCUUCCUAUGACGAGCGCUGGAGAAACUUUGGCCUGAUUUGGGCGUAUGUGGCUUUCAAUGUCUUUGCUACAUUGAUUCUAUACUGGUAUGUGCGGGUCUGUGGUAGCCCUGGAUUGUCGCAUGUUGGAUUUUGGACUCAGAAGAUUUCGAAGUACCUUGCGCUGAAGAAAGCGCAAUGA
Penicillium manginii is the source of this 4485-nucleotide messenger RNA. Its product is annotated as CDR ABC transporter. Gene Ontology annotation, molecular function: ABC-type transporter activity; ATP hydrolysis activity; ATP binding. The record is from RefSeq and is a predicted model, not a curated record. Gene Ontology annotation, biological process: transmembrane transport. NCBI's taxonomy places the organism in Eukaryota, Fungi, Ascomycota, Eurotiomycetes, Eurotiales, Aspergillaceae. The transcript has 9 exons. Gene Ontology annotation, cellular component: membrane. Bases 1 to 4485 code for a protein of 1494 amino acids.